AUGCACAGAACUUAUUCUUUGAGAAGUCAAAAGGCUCCUACCGCCGCUCAAUUGCAAUCCCCACCUCCUCCUCCCUCGACUACUAAGUCAAGAUUUUUCGGAAAGGGAGGAAUUGCUUCCUCGUUCAGAAAGACGGUUGCUGGUAACACCGGUCCGGAAUUGUCGAGAAAAUUGAGUCAAUACGUCAAGAUGGAAAAGAAUGUGAUGAGAGCCAUUGAAUUGACUGCCAGAGAACGUCGUGACGUUGCCAAGCAAUUGAGUGCUUGGGGUGAAGAAAACGACGAGGAUGUCUCCGACGUUACCGAUAAAUUGGGAGUUUUAAUUUACGAGAUUGGUGAGUUGGAAGACCAAUACAUUGACAAGUACGACCAGUACCGUAUAACCUUGAAGACCAUUCGUAACAUUGAGUCUUCUGUUCAACCAUCCAGAGACAGAAAGCAAAAAAUCACCGACGAAAUUGCUCACCUCAAAUACAAAGACCCUCAAUCGCCAAAAAUUCCAGUUUUGGAACAAGAAUUGGUUAGAGCCGAGGCUGAGUCUUUGGUUGCUGAGGCACAAUUGUCCAACAUUACCAGACAACAAUUGAAGGCUGCUUUCAACUACCAAUUCGACGCUACCAGAGAAUUGGCCGAAAAGUACGCUUUGGUUGCUGGUUACGGUAAGGCCUUGUUGGAGUUAUUGGAUGAGUCUGCUGUGACUCCAGGAGAGACCAGACCAACUUACGAUGGCUACGAAGCUUCCAAGCAAAUUAUCAUUGACGCUGAGAACGCCUUGGCCUCAUGGACUUUGGACUCUGCUGCUGUCAAGCCAACCUUGUCCUUGCACCAAUCUGAGUACGAGGAGCCUGCUGAGGAUGAUCUUGCCAAUGCUGAGGAGGAAUUCGCCAAGCAUGACGAGGUUGCUGAAAAGUAA
Meyerozyma guilliermondii ATCC 6260 is the source of this 912-nucleotide messenger RNA. RefSeq names its product lipid-binding protein (gene PIL1). Gene Ontology annotation, molecular function: lipid binding. Gene Ontology annotation, cellular component: plasma membrane; eisosome filament. The record is from RefSeq and is a predicted model, not a curated record. The transcript has a single exon. NCBI's taxonomy places the organism in Eukaryota, Fungi, Ascomycota, Pichiomycetes, Serinales, Debaryomycetaceae. Gene Ontology annotation, biological process: endocytosis; negative regulation of protein kinase activity; eisosome assembly. The coding region runs from base 1 to 912 and encodes 303 amino acids.